AUGCAUUACCUUAUUACGUGUCAAUAUUUUUUCUACCAUUUUUUUGUUCUAAUGAUUAGUGUGAUCGUUCAUAAUAAUAAUGCAACAAGAUCAACAAAAUCCGAUAUUUCCAUAACACAAUUGCUUUCUAAUGAAUAUAAACAGAAACUGUUAGGUAAAACAUCCUUUAAUCGUCAUGCUCGUAUCCUGUCGUUGAUAUGUAACGUCAUAUUUUGGAUAUUAUUAAUAUCGACACUCAUUCUACUGAACGCCACUGAAUUUAACAAUGUUGGCAAAGUUAUUUAUAGUAUUUUCAUGUUGCUAAUAAUUAUUUUAUGUUAUGUAUUCAUGUUAUUUGAAUCACGUGGAUGUAUUGAACAACAGUUUCUUCAACGUGUCAUCAAUGCCGAUGUUGUCAGAUGUGAAUUAGGACAAAUACAAAAGUCAACACCGAAGUUAAUGGCAUACAUCACAGUCACAGCAACAAAUUACUAUAAUAUAAUUCGACAAAAAUGGAUCGAUUAUAAAAUAUAUGAAAUAUCAAUACUAGAACGAUUACAAUCAUUUUAUUAUAGAAGUGUACAACUAACUGAAACACUGUUCCCAGUUAAAACCUACCGACUGAGUAUUGACGCUUUUGAAAUCGUUAAAACACGUUUAUAUCAAUUAUUUAUUACAUUCGAUGUGAUUAUAGCAGGUGAAGAUAGCAGAAUAAUCAAUAAUGAUAUGAUACAAGAAUUUAAUCGUAUUGAAGAUAAAUUAAGAAAAGCAUCGAAAAACAUAAAUGAUGUUAACAAAAACUUCAUUCAAUUAGCUAAAAUUAGUCGUGCAAUUCGUUUUCAAUUUACUGAAAAUUCUUUAUUACAAAACGUUGUUGUUCAAGAAGUAGGACAACGUCGCGUAUUAGUUUAUAUGGCUAUACCAGAAUUACGUGUACGUCGAAGAUUACUUAGCGGUUUUAAAAAGGUUCCCAUCAAUAGCGAAACAAAAACAUUGGAUUUCGACACACAAGCAUUUAAUUUUUCAAUAACAGUUCGAACGAAAAAUUCCAACGAACAAAUCUAUGCUUUAAGGAUUGAACGAUUGCCAGGAGAAAUAGUUCCACAACGAUGUAAGGUCAAGUAUCAGCAUGGUGGUGUGUGGAUGACACUUUACAAAGACAAUACUACACCUUGGAUAAAUCGUAUUUGUGAUCCAUUCUCUCCUGGUUUAAAUAUUCCAGAUGAAACGACAGAAGAUAGAGCAAAUGAUAUUGUUUCGUCCCUAAGUCCAUUACCUACUCCGACAGCACCACUGUCUUCUUCUCCGCAAGUUGUACCACCGUCAUCUUGA
This is a messenger RNA of Didymodactylos carnosus, 1311 nucleotides long. NCBI's taxonomy places the organism in Eukaryota, Metazoa, Rotifera, Eurotatoria, Philodinida, Philodinidae. The record is from the annotation of a GenBank genome assembly.